Vitrella brassicaformis is the source of this 1722-nucleotide messenger RNA. The record is from the annotation of a GenBank genome assembly. NCBI's taxonomy places the organism in Eukaryota, Vitrellaceae.
UCAAAGUACAGGGAUCAAGGAUGAAAACAGGCCACGUCUUACAAACACAUCACACACGUCCAUCCGGAUCCCUCCUAUUUCCCGGCCCUUUUGGCCCUGACGAUUAUCUUGUGUUUUCUCAUGGCGUCGAGGACGUUCCAGAUCAGCUCCACAAAGUCGUUCUCCGUGUUGUUGAGAGUACCUGCAAAGACGAGCCCGCCCUCCGGCCACAGCACGGCGAAGGAAUUGCCGUGGCCAGUGUGGCCCACCAAAUGGCCAAGGCCGUCAUCCAACACAGUGCUCAUCACACCUAAGGACACACACACACAUACACACAUGAGAUCGAUGGCUGGGUGUGUCCCGUGUGUGACGUGGCUCCCUGGCUCACUUACCUAGUCCAUAGGUGAUGUCUGUGGUGUCGAAGUAGUUCGCCGUUGGGCCGCACUCGCGCAUCGCCGCCAAUGUGCUUUCAUUGCCAAAGACGCCGCCCGUGAAGAGCCCACGCACAAACCGACACAGAUCCUCACACGUGCUGCCAAACAAGUCCGUCCGUCAUGACGCAGACACACACACAGGCACACAGAUUGGGACAGGUAUACACACAUCGAUAGGUCUGUGCUGACCUGAUGACUCCGCCGCCCGCCCACUCCGCCGUCUGGCGCCGCUGUCCCCAGAUGUCAUCCUUGCCCUCAUACCGAUGGCACACACACAACUCGCACCUUCAAACACACAAACACACGUAGAUGAUUCGAUCGAUGAUGGGUCAGGUGCAUCCUUGUCUUUAUGUGUGUCACCUCGGCGGUUCUCUGUAAGCCGUCCAUGUGUGUGUCAUGCCCAGGGGAACGAAGAGCCUCUCGCGCAGCACCUGCUCCAGUGGCCGGUUCUCGAUCUUCUCAAUCAGCAGACCCAGCAGCACGUAGUUGGUGUCGGCGUAAUAGAACCGCUUCGUUUUGGCCGGCAGGGCGGCCGCAUACGGCAGCACCUCCAAUGGCGACCACUCGCGGUGCUCAUCGGCCUCAAAGACCUGACAACAAACAGAUAAAUGGGCACAGACAGAUUUCAGCGGAGAUGCAGCCAAUUGCUGACUCUGAUGAACUGCUUGCUGGCCCAGUACUCGGGCAGUUUGCUCGUGUGGUUGAGGAGCAUCCGCACAGUGACCCUCUCGACGUCCAGCCCCCCCAAGGCAUCCUCACUUAGGUGGUCGGCCACUCGGUCGUCCAGCCCCAGCCGCCCGCCCUCCGCCAGCAACAGCACACACGCCGCCGUCAUCAUCUUGCUCGUCGACGCUAUCUCGAAGGGCUGCGAUGCACUCAAUGGCUCGGUGCACUGAUCGGCCCGCUGCGCCAGAGUGCCGUGGGAACCUUCGAACAACAGGCGGCCAUCGAGGGUCUCGAUGCGCAUCAGGCCAGGCCCAUAGCCGCGAUUGGCACCCACCGUCUUGACCAAAAGGCUCUGCGCAGACAGCAUAGCGCACAACGCGCAAUGACAAGAUCUGGAUCAAAUGAUUCAUCUUUUGUCAGAUCUUGUGGCUGUGUGUUGUGUGAUUGCCGUGUGCCUGCCUGUGUUCGGUGUCUGACGCCCUCAAGGUCAUCCUCGGCGACGAUGAAGCCGUCGCACUGGCCACUCAUGGCACUGUCACCGGCAGCACCAGCAGCAGCAGCACCACGGUGGGCGGACCGUGGAGGAAAGCAGCACAGAUGGCCUCCUAUCGUGAGAUAGGGAGGGAAAGGAAGGCAAACUUGG